This is a messenger RNA of Chenopodium quinoa (quinoa), 1470 nucleotides long. RefSeq lists its product as uncharacterized. Lineage: Eukaryota; Viridiplantae; Streptophyta; Magnoliopsida; Caryophyllales; Amaranthaceae. Bases 1 to 1470 code for a protein of 489 amino acids. The transcript has a single exon. The record is from RefSeq and is a predicted model, not a curated record.
AUGCUUAGACAUCCAGCUGACUCUCCGCAGUGGAGAUUUAUUGAUGGAAAAUUCCCGGACUUUGCCCAAGAAAAGCGUAAUUUACGCCUUGCAUUGUCUACGGAUGGGUUCAAUCUAUUCGGUUCCUUGAGUAACACAUAUAGCACAUGGUCAGUUAUGCUAGUGACCUACAACUUACCUCCUUCAUUGUGCAUGAAGAGAAGGUAUAUGUUCUUGUCGUUGUUAAUUCAAGGUCCAAAGCAACCGGGCAAUGACAUCGAUGUGUAUUUGACUCUAGUUAUUAAUGAUUUGAUUAUGCUUUGGGAAGAAGGUGUUGAAGUGUUUGAUGCUUAUCGCAAUGAGAAUUUUAAUUUGACAGCAAUGCCAUUUUGUACUAUCCAAGAUUUUCCGGCGUAUGGCAACCUUUCGGGGUACACAGUGAAGGGGAAAACAGCUUGUCCCAUCAGUAUGGAAGAUUGCAAGGGAACGUGGUUAAAUGUAUCUAAAAAGCAUGUCUAUCCGGUUCAUCGCCAGUUUUUGCCGCCUAAUCAUCCAUAUUGUAGGAGAAAGAAUGUGUUCGAUGGGCAGCAAGAGUUUAAAGGGCGAUCAAAAGUCAUCUUAGGUGAAAAGAUAUUCGAUAAGGUGAAAAAUAUUGACAUCAAAUUUGGCAAGAAACAUAAAUCGGCCCUUUCUACGCAGGGGUUCAAAAAGUGUUCAGUUCUUUGGCGGCUUCUUUAUUGGAAACAUCUUUUUGUGAGACAUUCAUUUGAUGUAAUGCAUAUUGAGAAGAAUGUGUGUGAUAGUUUGAUUGGUACCUUAUUGAAUAUCGAUGGUAAGACUAAAGAUGGCAAAAAAGCGAGGGAUGACUUGAAGGAUAUGGGGAUUAGAGGUGAACUCCAUGCUAUUGAUAAUGAUAUAGGUCGAACAUACUUGCCUCCUGCUGCUUUCACUUUGUUAAGAAAAGAGAAAAUCGAAUUUUGUGAAAGCUUGGCAAGAGUGAAAGUGCCCGAGGGUUAUUCUUCUAAUAUUCGCAACCUUGUGAAUAUGGAAACCUUGAAACUUGUAGGCCUAAAGUCACAUGAUUUCCAUGUUUUGAUGCAACAGUUAUUACCUGUGGCGAUUUGCUCAAUUUUGCCUAAAGAUGUUCGAUUUGCAAUUAUCAGACUAUGUGGAUUUUUUCAUGCGAUUUAUAGCAAAGUCAUUGAUCCUAAAGAGUUGACUACUUUGAAGAAUGAAAUUAUUGUUUUAGUUUUGUGUCAAUUAGAGAUGUACUUCCCUCCAUCAUUUUUCGAUGUUAUGGUUCAUUUACCAGUCCACUUAGUUAGAGAGAUAAGAUAUUGUGGACCGGUUCACAUGAGAAAUCAGUGGUGUUUUGAGAGGAAAAUGAAAACCUAUAAGGGAUUUGUGAAGAAUGCUUUUCAUCCGGAAGGUUGUAUAGCUGAACGACUGUUUUAUGAAGAAGUUCUUGCUCAUACCGGUGACUUUUUUUAG